Molecule: messenger RNA, 3935 nt
Organism: Phyllotreta striolata
Lineage: Eukaryota; Metazoa; Arthropoda; Insecta; Coleoptera; Chrysomelidae
Source: the annotation of a GenBank genome assembly
CGGAAACGCAGAACACAUCAAAAACCGACGGCUGUAAUAAAUACACUCGACAAUUGGAAUCAAAUUGGUUUCGCGUGAACAAAAAUCGUUCCGUUUUUGAUCGAAUCCCUACCGCACUAUCAUUUUUUAAUUAAGUAAUAAUCAGAAUGUGCUUGAGUGCGAUCCGACGCGUUGUCGUUUUACCAAAAUAAAUUUGUUUCUCCUGUUUGGUUUUCUUAAAUUGAUCGUAAUAAUUAUUUUGUAAGUCUCGUGAUGCGUAUACAAUUCAAUCAAAGUUGUGCGUGCUUUAAAUACUGGUGGUGUGUCGUCUGAGAGGAAACUCCCAGGUUAAUAAAUAGCAAAUUAGAAAAAAAUGUUUUGAAUAUACCGAAUCUCAAAGACCAAAAAUUACGAUUUAUAAACUGUAUUCAACAUUAUAGGACGGCUAUUAUAAAAUGUUUCACAAAAGAAAGCAGGAGACGAGGAAAAAGAGCUUUAAAUUAGGAAAAUUGGAUGAAUUGGUAUUGUCAAACACAAAGUUGAAGUUCUCUAUCGAGCAGUUGCAGAAUUUGAAUUAUAUUAUUCAUAAAAGAUUGCAGAGAAACGUCUCUUUAGAAUCUGAAAAAUCCUUAUCAUUCGCCAAAUCAGUGAGCGAGAGAUUGGUUCAAAGAUUGAUAUGCGGGGCAGGCAUAAUAGAUCCAAGGUUCUCUACUAAAUAUCUAAUUUGUAACAAUCGACAAAAAAUAAACAAUCAUUUGUCACACAAAUUGGAUUACAUAGUCAGAUUAGAUUGUUUGUCACUGCCUAGUUUUUACGAAUCGGACACCAAACCAAAAUAUUCUGUUUUUGAAUCCGAAUCCGAGUAUCCAGCUGGAUAUGCCAGAAUCAAACUUCACACAUCUACGUAUAAAAUUUGGGGCGAUUUUACUAAUUCACAGGGAUUCCUUAGAAGGGAUAAAAUUCAAGCAAAAUUGGUUGAACUGCUUGCCUUGGCUGCGUCAAAAGAAGUGCCGAGUUCACCUCUAUACAUAGAUGAGUCAAUUCAUUGCGGUAUUCCUGGAAAAGUGGUUGAUCCCUUUACCCUGCAUAAUAUACUAAAAAUUCCACCGGAUCAACAAGUUUAUUACGGUCCUGGUGGUAGCGUUCCGAGAUUUCCCGAUCCGAGAGACUUUAGAUUAGCUAUUGUCGACGAACCGAACGGAAUAAGAAUAAAAGUGGAAUUUCUGUCGCCUUCAUUGUCCAAUAUUACUGUAGACGUGACAAUUCUGGUUGCAGUCGGAAUUGAUUGCUGGCCUGUUUCCACUGAUUUUCCAUCCAGGCUAUCGCUGGGACAUUCGGACUGCUUGCUAUACCAUCAAGCUGCUCUUACAGGAAUGUACUUGGUAGGCUAUGGCGUCCAUUCUUCGGCUUGGCAAAUACGACUUCCAGCAGCCGAAUAUGUUAUUUUAUCUCAUUACGGAAAUAACAGUACAGUUAAAACAAUCUUGGAGAUGCUACAUCUUGUUUUGGAAGAUAUAGAUGAAUCAAAAAAAAGUUUAGGAAAACACCAGCUAUCCUACAAAAUUCUCACCAAAUACAUUCUGCAAACUGUGCUAUUCGAGGAAUUAGAAGAAAACUCAACUAGUCCGGUUAACGAUAUGAUAAACUGGGCUCCGAUUUAUCUCUCCACAUACGUAUUAAAGCUAUUGGACAACCUAGUGGGCAAGCUUUCGGCCGAAAAGCAACCUAAUUACUUCUUCAAAAAAUCAAAUUUAAUGGUAAAUCCCGGACAUUUAACCGAUGAUGAUUACAUAGAGGAAGCGAAUUACGUUAAAACAGCAGUAGCGAGGUUCUUUGACGAAUCGUUGAUGUCCACAAAAGGCAAUGAGGAAUUUAAUUCCAUCGUGCAAGCGCAGGAGAGCGAAAUGGUAUUGCUGUUUAAAUGGAGAGACCUUAUAGAAGGAUUACUACCUCCUUCCGGGACGAGAGGAAGAAGAUUUUGCUUCGCUGGCUCUAAAAAUAGACGAGAAAUCGCUCAUUCGCAGUACACGGCAAGGCAGUUAGAAUAUAUAGGGAUGUUGCUAAAUAAAAUGCUGAUGGUCAGGCAAAAAAUAAUACAGUUCGAUCACACCAUGGAAGAUUUAGUAAAUUCGCAGAAGUACCAGCAAGAUCGCCCGCUAGAAGACAUCAUCUUCAUUCUGGUGACGAUAAUGGACCAAGCCAGGGAUCGAUAUUUAACGACUGCGACCAAUCCGGCUAUAAUAAAAAACUCUUUAAAAAUCAAAAGUAACUUCAACAACCAAACUUCGAAAUUGGUGGACGUCAUGAGAAGAGACAAAGACCUACAGGGUUUGUCGACUGUGGAAGACGAUCUGUGCUUGGUGAAAAUUAUAUUAAAAUGGCUAUACCGGGGAAUGGAUCAAAGCAAGAGAUAUUUAGGUCCUAUUUUGAGGCCCUAUUUGAACAAUAUAUUCUCGUCCUCACACGCUAUGUCGUGGCACUUGGAGAGCCUCAAAGAAAGAUUAAAUGACGAGGAACUAAACGCUUUAGGUAUAUUCGCGCAAUUGGUUAAUUCGGCUAAAAUAACGCCUGCGCAAGGUCUUAUUGACUCCGUAAGCAAGAAUUGGGAAUGGGCCAGGAGUAUGCUGAGCAUGAUUGAACAGAACACUUUGCGCAUCAUUUUCGUAUCGGACAGAGGACAAAUUUACCGUCAUAUUUUAUCACUACCCUCCUACCAGAGAAAAAUUAGCCUGCAAUGCGGCAGCAAAACGUUGGAUACCAAAACAGAAAAGCGAGAGUUGCGAAGACAGAAGACUUUGCCAAGCAGAAGUUACUUCAACACAAUCCUAAACGAAAAGUCGCAAAAAGCUGGCGAAGAAGCAACUCCACAACACGACCAACUGAAACAAGCAAGUCCUCUAACUUAUCUCAUCAACAAGAAACACCGGAUGGGAGAGCAUAGAGGUUGUGGGGAUAUUUUUAAGGCUUUAACUUGGAUGCAAAAACUAAGGGUAUUCCAAGAGGUCGCGUCCGAUUUGCCGCCUGAAGAACGACUAGAAAUUUUGGAAUUAAUCCAGAGCAUCCAGACGAGCAAAAGAAGACGAUCCGCAGCUAAGAGAUGGUCGGAAACGUUGCCGCAAUCUAAUCGCAAUACACUCCCUACGAACGAUAAAGAUGUCGAGCAGAAGUAUACAAUGAAAGAGGAAAGCGCAGGUAUCAGUAUUAGUACAGAGGCGAAAGAUAAAAGAAAAGAACCCGUCAGGAAAACCAGCGUGCUAUUAGAGAGUUGUAGAAUCGCUAGGAUUAAGGAAGAUUUUGGAGUGUUUUAUCUGAAUGAUAGCUUUAGAAUAAAGUCGUUAUUGAGCAAAAGCGAUUCCUUUAAAUAUUAAGUGUACCAUUUAACAUUAGAUCUGAUUUACAUUAAAAUGUAGGUUGUUAUACGAAUAGGUAGUUAUACAGAUUGAUUCAUUUUAGUUUGCAAUAUACACUUGUAAAGGAAAAAGAGUAAAAAGCAACUUUUCACUCUGACAACAGUUAUUUUAAUAAUCUUUCGUUGUUCAACUCAUAGAAAUGACCAUAUUGCCAACUGAAAUGCACCAUAGGGUAGACUAAUGCCCGGAAAUAAUGUCUCGCUAAUCCUUCAUUAAUCAACCAUCAUCAAUGAUCAAAAUUUAACAGAUACCUGUAAUCAUGAACAAUUAACUGGCACCUGAGUUAGCGUUUAAAUUAACAGGAAAAUGUAAGCUUUGUUCUCGGAGAUUGUGAUCCUUUGAUCGUUUCUGUGAGCAAAGCUAUAGUUCUUAUUAAGGAAUUAAGCAACUACCUCUGGUCUGAAAGUUAGUAUAAAGAUGCGAUGAGUGUAUGUACAGAACUUUGUACAGUACAAAUAUGAUUAUGCGCCAAUGUAUAUUUCUGAGAUAAAUAUCAGAAUAUAAACCUAAUGUAUACAUAAUAUCAAAUAAAUAACUGUCCUUCAA